This is a messenger RNA of Chiloscyllium plagiosum (whitespotted bambooshark), 3111 nucleotides long. RefSeq names its product yippee-like 1 (gene ypel1). The record is from RefSeq and is a predicted model, not a curated record. NCBI's taxonomy places the organism in Eukaryota, Metazoa, Chordata, Chondrichthyes, Orectolobiformes, Hemiscylliidae.
GGCAGGUUACACCAUGGUGUACAUGGGGUGAAUAUAAUCUCAUCUGAUAUCGCACAGGAAUAAUCUGUGAUUGCAGAUGGUACAAUAUAGUUUAGGGUCUGUGGUGUGUAUAUAUAAACACUCGGGCUUAUGGGUACAUGGAUGGAGUUAGUUUAUGUCUGCCGGAAGUCUAAAUAUUAUGAAACGUGGUUGUGCAGGCUAGACUCUUGCAUUGAGCUGUGCAAUUCGCCCCCUCCGUUGUUUACACGGAAGUGAUGUCCUGCCCUCGCACUGCUGCUGGGCGCGGUGUCAACCAUCGUUACAAUGUGUUGAUUGGCUGCAGUGCUUUGAUUGACGUAGGGGUUUAGACGUGUCUGGGAGCUGAUUGGCUGUUGUCUGGUGUCCCGCCUCCCCCGGGGAGCGCAGCUCCGGCAGCAGCUGAUGCGGGCGCUCAGUCCUCAGGCUCGCGGCCAAUCGGGAGGUCUGCAGCGUGCGAGAGGCGGCGGCGGCGGCUCGCUCGGUCGGGAGGUGCAGUCGCAGUGCUGCAGAGCGCUCCCCUGCUGCUUCCCCGCGGCUUCCCAGAGUCCGAAUCCCUGGGCUCCCUAGCUGUCCAUCACGCUCCAACCUGACGUCAUUGGCUUCCUGGUUGGACAGUCCAAAUUUGGGGGACGCUGCGUGAGAGUCAGUACAAGCCAGUGGGACACUUCUGUCCGAAUAUUGUUUGUGUACAGCAAUGUAAAUUUGCAUUUUUAUGCAAACUAUUUACCUUCUAUUUGCGGUGGGAGGAGGCAACGAUUAUUUCUUCAACGCGAGGAAGCUGCUGUUUAAUUGGGAAUGUACCAAGGGACCCGAGCCUUGCUUGCGGCAGCAGUCGUCAUCGAUGCCAUCUGGGUCUCGAUUUGCACAGUGGACGUUGUUGCUGCAAUUAAAUUCACUCAAGUGAUCAUUUAUCCCACUGCGGACAGUGUCGGUGGCAUUUCAAGUUGAUCGAAGAUCCCUUUGUUUGCAUUUCACGGUGCCUUUUGGACUAGGAGGCCAGGGACGACUCCGGGAAGACUUUCCCCAGUCUCCCACUAAGUCUGCUGCCUCCGUUUGACUUGUUUGAUUCUGUGGACCCCAUAGAAAAUUGAAUUUCUUUACACAUGUCAUUUGGAGCUGGAGGAAACUAAGUUGGAUGGAUGUUGCUGACGUAUAACACUGGGUUCUGACAGUUUCCCUUGUGGUGUCUGUGUGGAGAAGGCCACACACACUCCAUCACAACGACGGCUUUUGCUUGCAUUUUCCAGUGUUUCUUCUGUCAGAGAGUGCAUCAGGCCUGUAACUCUUCUACUGCCAGCCCUGAGCUCAGCAGUGAAGAACACCCGUUGGAAAUGGUAAAGAUGACUAAAUCAAAAACCUUCCAGGCUUACCUGCCAAACUGUCAUCGGACGUACAGCUGCAUCCAUUGUCGAGCUCAUCUGGCCAAUCAUGACGAACUGAUUUCCAAGUCGUUCCAAGGUAGCCAGGGACGUGCAUACCUGUUCAACUCCGUGGUGAAUGUGGGCUGUGGCCCUGCUGAGGAGAGAGUGCUGCUGACAGGAUUGCAUGCUGUAGCGGAUAUCUACUGUGAAAACUGCAAAACCACUCUGGGAUGGAAAUACGAACAUGCCUUUGAGAGCAGUCAGAAAUAUAAAGAAGGAAAAUUCAUUAUUGAAUUGGCCCACAUGAUUAAAGACAAUGGGUGGGAAUGACCAGCGUGCUGCAGACCCCUGCUGCUAUUUUAGGACUGUAUGAGGCUGAUCUAAUGGACAGAAAAUGCUCUGCUAUGGGACAGCUUAAUAACAUUUGACUUUUUUAAAAAAAAACCUUACAGCUGAACCAUUGAUGUCGCCUUCUUGUCAGCCCUUUUUGCUUUUUUUAAUCUCUCUGUCUAGGUUUGGUGUUCUCUCCUGUGAAACACUGUGUAGACAUCUAUAGAGGAAUUGUUGUUUCCUGCGCUCUUUACAGUUUGAGUGAAAGAAGAAUAAUUGAAGUUUUAUUUUUGGGAAGUGUAGCUUUAUAAGUGACUUCUGAACUUGGCUGUCCUCCCUUCCCUUUCUUUAAACUCCACUGUGUAUCUCUUCUAUAGCUGUGCAUGCUUUUACACUAGACAACUGGAUGAGCUGAGCAGCAUAGAGAGGGUUGAGGAGGGAGUUAUGUAUGUGUAUACAUGUAUAUUAAUGGAUAUGUGUAUAUAUCAUACACCAUAAAUGUAGCAAUUUUAUUUUUAAAAACCAGUUGUUUUGGGAUUGGAAUAAUGGUCACAAUGUUGUGGCAUUGAGAUAGUUGAAUCCCAUUAUUUGCAAUUGAUUUCUUCUGUUACUUCCAAACUGUGGCUGAUGUCCAGGAGGCAAGAAUCUAGUGUUCAACAGCUGCAGUGUUGAUGGGGAACAGUUGGGGGAGAAAGAGGAACCACUGAAAUUGAUUUUUGAAGAACAGACAUGUGGCUGGUUCCAUGUAUUGCCGUACACUAAUGCACUGGAUAAAACCGGGCACAAAAAGAGAAGUCUUCUGGAUGUGAUAUCCGUUUUCUAAGUGUAGAGCUGAGCUCCCGGUCUUUGGACCGUUAUGACUUUAAAUGAACGCAGGAAGUUCCUUUGCACAUGCCUGGGAAAUGGGGAUUCAUAACUAGACACAUUACCAGAACUUUGUUUUUGUUCCUUUUAAAAUAAUUAUAUAUUUUUACCUUUAUUGCAUUCUCCUGUUAUGAUCCUUUUUUUUUUUGGCAGAUGGCCAUUCCCUAUUGGAGUGUGGAUAGUUUUUUUGGGUGCAAUGGUUUGCUGGUUAAAUCAUUUUCUUUUGUCGUGUGGGCUCACUACAUGCAACAGUGCACUCUGCUGCUAAAAGUCUCUUGUGCAGUGUUAACAGGAAGGUCUAGAAAAGAAAAAAAUUCCUCCUUUUGUGAUGUUUUUCCUUUUUUUUUAAAUUUUAAAAAGUGUCACAAGUGAGAUUGCUCUCAUUUCCUAUCAAAUAAAGUGUUUCUAUCACUGCUUAAAUGUAACUUUUUGUUUGCCUGCACUCUUGCUGUCAGAAUUCUGUUUCCCUGGUGCGGUGCAAUGAUUUUGGAACUCUUCGCGGAUGGGUCCCAGUUACAUGAGCGCCGCUGAAGGAGGG